AUGUCCCAUUCCGACUCUGAUCCAGUUAGGAUCUAUCCUUUGGUAGGAAUCAUUGUUGCUAUAUGUGGCAAUAUUUUGAUUAGCGUUGCUCUAAAUAUACAACGAUACGCUCAUGUAAGAUUGGAUAAAAGAAAACGGAGAUUGAAUGGCGGGCAGCGUACAAAAUCCACCUCAUUUAUAGGUGAUGGAAUCUGGUGGGUCGGCGUUGUGAUUAUGACAAUUGGAGAAAGUGGCAACUUUCUGGCUUAUGGGAUUGCUCCUCCCUCAGUUGUAUCUCCGUUAGGAGUCUUUGCCUUGCUGUCAAACUGUGUCAUUGCUCCGGUUUUCUUCCACGAGAGAUUGAAACAACGUGAUAUCAUUGGGGUAAUUUUUUCGGUUGUGGGAAUCCUCUUGGUCAUAUUCUCAGUUCAAGAACCUGAUGAGUUACCAGUUGAGGACCCUUUAGAUGGCUUGCGUGAUGCCAUGGACCAGACCUCGUUUCGAAUCUAUGCUGUUGUUACUAUCGGGCUUAUGUUGGCCUUAGUGGCCAUUUUACGCAAUAGAUUCAAAUCCAAUCAUGAAAAUGGAAAGCCUGUAAAAAAAGGGAAAAGAGAGGUGCAAGGUAGAAGUCAGAACGUAGCCAGUGAAUCUAGCCUUUUGGCUGACAGAGAUGACAUCUCUACGGAUCUGACAUCCACGUUUACAAGCUUCUCGAAUUCUGAUUCAAAUAGAGUUGGCCCAAACCAAGUUGACUCAAGAUCCCCGAGACUGUGGAUACUUUUCGGUAAUGUGUUAUUAGUUGCAUUGUUAGGGGCAUAUACAGCACUGUCAACGAAAUCUUUAAGCAGUCUCUUGAGGUAUGACUUUGGUCGAGCUGUAAAACUUCCGACCACUUAUAUUCUUGCAUUUUUUGUAGUAUCCACUGCAGCAUUGCAAGUACUUUUCCUUAACCGAGCAUUGAAACAUUUUCCUUCUACCCUAGUGAUACCCGUUCAUUUUGGGUUUUUCACUAUAUCUGUGAUAAUCGGAUCAGAAGUAGUUUUUCACGAUUUCGAUGAUAAUUAUGACCUCGGGCAUUCACUUAUGUUUGCUAUAGGAUGUAUUUUUACGUUCAUUGGUGUGUGGUUAAUAGCAUCUUCGAGUAGCGCUAUUUAUUCUAGUGAAACGGAACCGUCACAGGAUGAAACCAACCUCAACUCGGAUGAGAAUAUGCUAGAUCAAUUAAAUGAAGAAAGCAGUGACAUCACUCCACUGCUGAAUGAUAUCCCCACUAGACGGUCUCCUUUUAGAAGCCACUCGUAUUUGUAUACUCAUUUGAACCCUGGAUUACAAUCUAACUUGCAUGAUACCCAGCAAUUUACAUCACAUUCGUGGGGCACUUCACAUUCGCAUGACUCCAUUCCGUUUGCAUUAACUGCCCCAGGUGUUUAUAUAGGGCAGAUACUACACUCAAAGAGAAGUGCUACUUUUGAUAACACUGAUGAGGUGACGGUUAUACCCGAGCCUGGACCCUUACCAAUCCCAACCUUGACUGUGGUCAUGGCUUCAGAUAUCUCAAUCGAUGCGGACGGGCAAAUAACUCAAAAUACUCAUAAUGACAACUUAGGAAAUUGA
Messenger RNA from Sugiyamaella lignohabitans, 1593 nucleotides. RefSeq lists its product as uncharacterized. Gene Ontology annotation, molecular function: magnesium ion transmembrane transporter activity. The record is from RefSeq and is a predicted model, not a curated record. NCBI's taxonomy places the organism in Eukaryota, Fungi, Ascomycota, Dipodascomycetes, Dipodascales, Trichomonascaceae. The transcript has a single exon. Gene Ontology annotation, biological process: magnesium ion transport. Bases 1 to 1593 code for a protein of 530 amino acids. Gene Ontology annotation, cellular component: membrane.